UGUGUGUGUGUGUGCGUGUGCAGAUGACCUGCAUGCAGUGAGUCUCUGAAGUCUUGUAUUCUCCCCUCCGUCAGGUCGACAUGCUGAAGCUGCUUCCUCUCCUGCGUCUCUGCGUGUGUGCGGCGGCCUUGCUGGUGCAGACCCCCCCCUAUGUGAGAGUGACCCCGGGGUCAGAGGUCACCCUGAUCUGUGACAUCACUGAGAUGGGGGGGUCCUGCUCUCAGGUGGUGUGGCUUCGUGUGGGCCAGGUGAGCUGGAUGAACUUGAGGGAGACGUAUUCUUCUCAGAACAAGACGGUGUGUCAGCUGCAGAUCUCCAACGCCGCCCUGCAGGACGCCGGCAGGUACUACUGCAUCUUUGUCAACGGGCCGAUGCUGCUGGGGGGGGCCGGCUCCACCCUCUCCGUCACAGACUCGGUGCAGCAGAGUCCGGCCGUGGACCUCCUGCUUCCUGCAGACCAGCACCUCACGCCCCCCCUCCCGGUGCCACUGGUGUGUGUUGCGUCGGGGCUGGAGGACCCGGGUCGGGCCAAGCUAGACUGGGAGCUGGACGGGGAGGGCGAGACUCUCAGUCCCAGAACCCUCUCUGCCGGAGAGGCGGGGGUCCUCAGCGUCCGGGUGGAGGUUCCUGCAGAGAUCUGGGCCGGGGGGACGGAGGUGUCCUGCAUUCUGACGGACGGAGAGCUGGAGAUCCGGAAGACCGUCAGCCGGACCAACCGAGAGUCCAGUGCGUUUCUGACCUGGUCGCUGGGCGCAGUGUGUGUCGUCCUGCUUGUUGUCACGGUGACGCUCAGCUUCCUGUUGUCACGCCAACAGAGAGGAGGCAAAAGAGAAUCCGGAGGUCGGUCGGAGGUCAGUGACGAGGUUGCAGCAGAUCUUCAAUAUGCUGCUCUGAGAUUUCAGGCUCCAGGCAGAGGAGACGUCAGCGCCUCUCCCUGACUUCACUGAGAUCAUGAAUAAUAAAG
Trematomus bernacchii (emerald rockcod) is the source of this 964-nucleotide messenger RNA. RefSeq lists its product as uncharacterized. The record is from RefSeq and is a predicted model, not a curated record. Lineage: Eukaryota; Metazoa; Chordata; Actinopteri; Perciformes; Nototheniidae. The coding region runs from base 81 to 938 and encodes 285 amino acids. The transcript has 6 exons.